Microthlaspi erraticum is the source of this 396-nucleotide messenger RNA. The record is from the annotation of a GenBank genome assembly. NCBI's taxonomy places the organism in Eukaryota, Viridiplantae, Streptophyta, Magnoliopsida, Brassicales, Brassicaceae.
AUGAGCUCCGUCGUCUAUCUCAUGAUCCGUGAUGAUUUCUCCGUCCUAUCUUUUGGAUUUGCCGACCAAAAUGUGAUUUUAUGGUCGCCUGUGAAGUUUGGUGGACUUUGGUCACGCCGUUUAGGAGUUGGCCGUAAUUUGGUCUCCUUGUGCGCGGUCUUUUGGAGCAUUCUGGAGCAUAUGGGACAUGAGGAGCAUGGAGGGACUUGGCACAUGGAAGCAGCUCAACUGGAUACGCAAAGGAAGAAGGGAGAAGCCAUCUUGAAGACCAGCUCGACCGUCUACUCGACCAACCGGUCGAGUUCCUCAACUCGACCGGCCAAGCUUCAACUCGAUCGAGCUGAGAAGUCAAAGUCAAACCCGAAAAAUGUUGCUUCCCCCUUGACUUUCCUUUGA